AUGAGACAAUUAAGCUGCAUAAACACACCGACAACAAAUGGAAGCCAGCGGACGCCCACGCCCCGGCGGGGAGCAGGAAAAGCCAGCAUGUCUUCCUCCAGUGUGGGGCGCCGCUUGGCUGCCUGUUUACUCAAUGUCUCGGAAGCCAGGAGGAAAGACGUGGUUGAGAACAUCGCCAAAGCAGCUCUUCUUGGGGAAAACGGGGAGAAACGUCCUGAAGUGUCAGUGCUCAAUAUAUUUUCUGAUCAAGACUACAACAGAUCAGUCAUUACCAUAGCAGCUUCUGUUGAUGAAUUAAACCAUGCUGUCCUGGGCGCCUGUGUGGAGGCCUUCCGGGCUAUCGACAUGGAGGCUCAGGAGGGGAUCCACCCGUGUCUGGGAGCCGUGGACCUGAUCCCCAUUUACCCGCUCGCCGGUGUGGGAGUGGAAGAGUGUGGAGCCUUGGCCAGAAGCCUGGCUGAGACCCUCGUCCUGAGCGUCCCGGGCAGCAGCGUGUUUCUCUUCGGCGAGGCCGACCUGCCCCAGAAGCGCCCUCUGGUCCAGAGAAGGAAGCAGCUGGGCUGGUUCGCGAGGAGGGACCUUGGUGCCCUUGAACCCGACCUGGGAGCGGCACCUGCCCGAAGAUGUGGCUUAACAGGCAUUGGUGCCAGCCCGUAUGUGAUGAACUGCAACGUUACCAUAGACACCCAGGACUUGGCCCUGGGGAAAGAGAUUGCUGGUGCCAUUCGGGGCUCAAAUGCAAAUGGACUGAAGGGCGUCCAAGCGAUGGCUUUUCCCCAUGAGGGGAAAAUUGAGAUAGCUUGCAACGUGGAGAGUUUUGGAAACCAUGAAGCUACAGAGACCUCAGAAGAGUCUGGAUACAUGGCUUAUCGUGUUUGUGGGGACCAGUUUUCUUACGUAUCCCCUCAUUACAUAGAAACUCAAGUUAAAAAGUUGGCAGGUGAUCGAGGAAUUGGUACCAUUGGGAGAGCACUAAUUGGAUUUACUCCCCAAGAGUGCAAGAACUGUGCUGAAUAUGCUAUAAAGGAAAAUAUCGGGGAAUUCUGGAAGACACGAAGAGGCGUUUUCAUGUGA
Messenger RNA from Pipistrellus nathusii (Nathusius's pipistrelle), 1074 nucleotides. The record is from the annotation of a GenBank genome assembly. Lineage: Eukaryota; Metazoa; Chordata; Mammalia; Chiroptera; Vespertilionidae.